This is a messenger RNA of Capsicum annuum, 513 nucleotides long. Its product is annotated as G-type lectin S-receptor-like serine/threonine-protein kinase At4g27290. NCBI's taxonomy places the organism in Eukaryota, Viridiplantae, Streptophyta, Magnoliopsida, Solanales, Solanaceae. Gene Ontology annotation, biological process: recognition of pollen. Bases 1 to 513 code for a protein of 170 amino acids. The transcript has a single exon. The record is from RefSeq and is a predicted model, not a curated record.
AUGAACGGUUCCAUCGAACGCUUCAGGGGUGGAGCAUGGAAUGGUCAAAGCUUUGCUAAUUCACCAUCUCUGCUACCAAGUCCUGCUUAUAACUAUAUAUUUGCAUCCGAUUCAGAGAAAAUAUAUUUCACGUAUGAACUCAAAGACAGCUCUGCCAUUGGAAGGGUAGUGAUGCAACUAAAUGGAUUUCUAGAGCUUUCUACAUGGAACAAUCAAACUCAGAAUUGGGAUAACUUUGGUAGCGCACCAGCAGACAACUGUGACAUUUAUGGCCAGUGUCACACAUAUGGUUUGUGCAACAGCGGUAACUCUCCAAUCUGCAGAUGUUUGGAUAAAUUUGAACCCAAAGAUCCAACAGAAUGGGCCAGGGGAAAUUGGUCAGGUGGCUGUGCUAGAAAGACAACAUUGAAUUGCCAAAAGGAAGUUAAAUUCUUGAAGUAUGCAGGCAUCAAGUUGCCAGACACUCGAUUUUCCUGGUACGGUCGAGGAGUAGCUCUUAAAUUCAUAAAAUGA